AUGCAAGCCAAUACCAUAUCACCGGAAGAUGACCAUCAUACAAAGGAGGGCCAGUCUAUUGAAUACUGGACGCAAUACAUUCGUUCUGUCAUGGUUCCCUUGCUCCAGGCGGCCGGAUCAUACUCCCCAGCUGAUCAGGAAAGUCAUCUUCAAUUCAUGGACGAACUCGCUGCACCAAACUUAGGGCCCUUGCCGACGGAGCCGCAUGCUCCUUAUACACCACCAGCAUCUGUCGUCGGAUCACCAUUCGAUCCCAGCAUUAAUAUGGCCGCAUCGGGGAAAGCAAAGGUCCGCUUCGACUUUGACAUUGUGGGACCAGCGCAGCGAGCCGGACCCGAUCCUUUCGCGGAAUAUGCCGCACGGGAAACCGCACUUCAAAUUGCGUCCAAAACAGGGAGCGACACACGAUGGAUGAAGAGCCUUAUCGAAGCUCUGUUCCUCUCACCGGAGGAAACUCAGGUUGCUGUGGCCAACAUGCCUGCCAAUAUCUCCGUUCCACCGCUCUCGAUAGGAUUUGACUUCGAUGGCAGCCAGCGUACAAUGAAAUGUUACAUCCCGGCCGUUCGAAAGUCUAUGGCCACUGGUUUACCAUCAAAGGAUCUCUUUUUCGGGGCGCUGAGACGCCUGGAACCCAUGGGUGCGCGGUUGGCGCCGGGUCUGGAUCUUCUUGAAGACUACCUGACGACGACCCCAAAUGAUGUCCGGCUAAUGUUAUUGGGCUUCGAUUGCCUGGACCCAAUUAUUCAUCCGGAAACCCGAGUGAAAUGCUAUCUCCAUACACGCAGCAAUGCCUUUGACGUGUUGCGGGAUGUGAUGACGCUGGGUGGGCGUUUGGACGACCAGACAGCGCGUACGCGUCUUGAGACCCUUCGGACAAUCUGGUCUAUUCUACGAAACGAACCUGAUGACACACAGAUGGAUGAAAGCUGGUCUAAGCCUGAUCGUGUCGACUCGACUGGCUACUCUGGCUUGCUUAUUACUGUUGAGAUUUCUCCUGGUGAGGCCUUCCCCGACACGAAAGUCUACGUCCCGGUGUUUCAGUACGCAGAGACAACCAGAGAGGUUGAGCUCAAUGUAGAGCGCAUGCUGCAGAAGCUGGGAAACGAAUGGGGCCUUACCGGUCGAUACCGCGAGACAAUGCAAAAGAUCUUUGGACCCGAGGACUACGGACAGACCUAUGUCUCAUUCACGUAUAGCAAGUCCAAAGGAGUAUGCACCACCUCGUAUUUUGCGAAGCCCAUCCACGAAGUAGAUACAAAAAUGGCAGGAGACUUCGGUAUUCGCUUGCAUUAG
This is a messenger RNA of Aspergillus melleus, 1293 nucleotides long. RefSeq lists its product as uncharacterized. The coding region runs from base 1 to 1293 and encodes 430 amino acids. Gene Ontology annotation, biological process: alkaloid metabolic process. The transcript is spliced from 3 exons. The record is from RefSeq and is a predicted model, not a curated record. Gene Ontology annotation, molecular function: transferase activity, transferring alkyl or aryl (other than methyl) groups. Lineage: Eukaryota; Fungi; Ascomycota; Eurotiomycetes; Eurotiales; Aspergillaceae.